CGUGCUUCUUGACGCCAAGGUUUCUGGUGAUGGCGAUGGCGCUGGCGCGCGCCCGGGUAGCGCAUUUUGCGAGAGGCGCGGCCGGGAUCGGCAGCGCGCAUCACAGGAGGGGCAAUACGACCUCUAUUCACGACUUUGAUCUGUUUGGCAAAAUGAAAGAGAGCUCGGGGCGCGUCGCCGUGGAUGCACUAAGUGAGGAAAGCUUCUCGGUGGAUCAGGUCGAAUAUUUCGAUUCAAUCAUAUGCCUUAGCAAGUUUGUCCUGUCAUGGACUCCGAAAACGUUUGAAGAAAUCACCCCCGAAAGCUUGGCGAUUGUUGAUCUACUGACUCCAACUCCAGAGAUCUUGGUGCUCGGAACCGGGAACACGACGAAGUUUCCCAGCAAAGAAGUGAAGGAGUUUCUUAAAUCCAGAAAUAUCAAGAUCGAAUCCGUCGAUUCGAGGCAUGCUGCCAUCGCAUUCAAUUUCAUGAACGUCGAGUGCCGCGACGUAGUGGCCGCAAUGCUGCCUUGCGGCAAAGAACCCGAGCGCACCCAUCCUUUCUAAGAACAUGACACACUCCUUCGUCGCCAAAAGUGCCAAAACGGUGGAGAAAAGGAGAGAGAAUGCAAAAAAAAUGGAGGAAGAAAGCUUAAGUUACAAUAUAAACUGGCCCGACGCGUUCGUCUCGAGCGAAAGGAGAAUGGGCAAAACGAAAAGAAAACAAGGAACAAGCCACGUACGGUGGACUGGUGCGUUGACUGGUGCUGGGAUGGCGUUGGCUUGUCGCCCUGGGGCGCGACAGGGAGAAUAUCCCCCGGGAAUACUUAAUUCUCAGCGAGAGUGGAACACGUUACAAAGUCUUCACGCAAUCUAACUGAGGUUGCCGCCGUUGCUUUGGACAAAACAAAACAAAACAAACAAAGAGAUGGAAAUCGAAAUCCUGAGCUCUAAGUUAAGGUUUAAAGUCUAGUAAUUAAACUGGUUGGGCAUUUGCAACGUCUUGGCUUUAAAGGCAAAA
This is a messenger RNA of Selaginella moellendorffii, 999 nucleotides long. RefSeq names its product NADH dehydrogenase [ubiquinone] 1 alpha subcomplex assembly factor 3. Gene Ontology annotation, biological process: mitochondrial respiratory chain complex I assembly. The transcript is spliced from 7 exons. Bases 30 to 545 code for a protein of 171 amino acids. The record is from RefSeq and is a predicted model, not a curated record. Lineage: Eukaryota; Viridiplantae; Streptophyta; Lycopodiopsida; Selaginellales; Selaginellaceae. Gene Ontology annotation, cellular component: mitochondrial inner membrane.